GUCGUCGCAGUGCACGAUGCAACGGCUCCAGGGCAUGUCCAUCAACACUCUCUCCAUCAGCCGUUCGAAUGUAGCCAGCGCAUUACAGAGCCCGAAUGGGAUGAUGCGGAACUGUCACAGACCCUGCCUGAUGGUGAAGGCAGUCUUCGGUCUCGCGUCGGGGCCAGCUCCACCUGCCAGUAGCCACUGUACAGGUCGAGGGAGCUGAACCAGUUGGACCUGAUGUGGUCGAAGGCGUCAUCAAUUCGAGGGAGUGGGUAAGAGUCCUUUUUGGUGAUGGCAUUAACCACCAUCCUUCUUCCCCACCAAGACAGCUGGAGCUGCCCACAAACAUCAUCCAUCUAGCCAUUAUCCGAACCGCUUAUCCUGCUCUCAGGGUCGCGGGGAUGCUGGAGCCUAUCACAGGGCCAACAUCAAUAAAACAAUGAUUUGAACAUGAACGUCAACAGACCUAUAAUCCCUUGCGCAUCGCCAGCGCAUAGCUGUCAUCAGUCCAGCGACCGUCUUCCACUUUUCGUUCCGAUAUUUUACGUUGCCUUUUUAGUUAAUGGUUUACUAUUUACACCGUGCGCCUCCAUAGAUGCGGCCAUUGUUGUGUGACGUCAGACAACCGUUUCUCCGUUAAGUCGGGGGGCUAGACGGAUUUUUUUUUAAACUCCGAAUUUAAGUGGCGAACUACUUCUAGUCGGAGGUCGGAAAACUCCGACGCCUGCGAGGUGUUGCCCAGAAAGAGAUCGUAGACUUCCAGAGAUACUCAAGAGAUUUAUGACACGUAAAUAGAUGUAGUUCACUAUUAGUUAAAUCAUGUAGUUAAUAUGACCUCCUAUAUGUUACUGUAAGUUGUUAAUGUUUAUAUCGGUGCUGUGAGGGAGGAGUUUUAUGUAUGUCAUUCCGCGGCACUAUAUUCUGUUCUCAUGAUACUAGUUCAAGUCACUGCGCGGACCUGUCACCGUUGCGUUGUGGGCGACGUGAGCUAAGUUGACUAGUAAAAGUUCAAGUUCCUCAUAACAACGUUUGAAUGUGUGUGUGUGUGUGUAAUAAGAACAUACACAACAUCCAGUGACAGGUUAUUCCAAGGCUGAAAUAGUUUGAGAGCACCCGAAUUUAGGCACCUUGUUACUAUACUAAAGAAGAAUUUACGACGACUUGACUCGGGAUGCCCGAAUGCAGCGUCCAACCGCUCCUGACGUGGGGACGUUGAGCGUCUUCACUCAUUGGCUGGGCCGCCACAGACGUGCGGGGAUUUGAAAGUGCUUGGGUGCAGUUAAUUGUGUUGGUGAAAUCGUAUUGAGUUGUUCAGCUUUGGCGUCAAACAAGUUUGGUAUGGAGAAGGAAACGCAAGAAAAUACGUUUGCUGUAAUAAUGCCACCAACAACCAAUGUCGAAACCGGGAGCGGGUCGGCAGAGAUCCUGGAGUUUGACGUGUCUAACGAUGAAACUGACAACGGGAAUUGUGUUACGGCACAACAAGUGUCCGGUAAUGGACAAUGUGAUGACGAUGACGGGGUCACAGACCACUUCGUUUACAAACGGGGGACUCGAUUGCAGAGAGCUGAGCGCAGCGGAAGAAAGGACGCUUGCCUUCCCGACACCUUCCAAACCAACUGUCUUUUGUUCUACGAGAGGUUCAAGGUUUACCAGGAUUAUAUGCUCGGUGACUGUAAAGCAUCAGAAGCGAGAGCCUUCAUAGCAGACUAUCUGGAGAAAGUUGUCGAGCAAAGCGACUGGUAUGCUGUGUGGUCUACAGACAUUUUUGAUGUUCUGGUAGAGGUUCAAGAUGUGGACUUCAAGGAGCUGAAGGCCUGUGUAGAGCUAGUGCUGCCAAUCCAGUUUGAGACAAGGGACUGUAAUCUGGAUGAAGAGGCCUUAAAGAUAGUGCUUGAGGCCACACAGCAGAAAGUGGCCCUGCUAGAGCUCCAGGUGGUCUAUAAGGAAUCUGGGGACUUUGAGCAGACAGCCCUUGCCAUUGAACAUCUAAGGUUUUUCUACAAGAACCUCUGGAGGAAGUGGGAUGAAGAUGAGGAUGACGAUUUUGACUACUUUGUUCGUUGUGUUGAACCUCGUCUCAGACUCUACUAUGACAUCUUGGAGGAUCGUGUUGCAGCAGGCCUUGUAGUAGAGCACCAAUCCUUGUUGGUCCGUUGUGCCCAAUGCUUCAAUGAAUUCAGCCUUCUACGCAACACUCUCAGCAGCUCGGACUCAGAGCCAGAAAAUGUAUCCAUGGUGGAGUGCCUCAAGCUCUUUGAACAGAUGGAGACGCUCAAGCGACGGCUUCAUAUUAUUGAGAACCCGCUGUUAAGGGAUAUUCUUGGCUGCAAAGAUAAUACAAGGCAGCAUUGUUACCAUGCCAGGGGUGCUAGAGCAUCUGGGGACAAGAUGGUCCAUGUUGUUGCAAUCUCCACCACGGCCGGCCAGCUCCAACAUCUUCUUAAUAGCAGACUGCUAACCCUGUGUUCUAAGGAUGUCACAGAAGUCAAGUUCUACAGUGACCCAGUGUUGGCAGUGAAUGCAUGCCACCAGGGUGAUGUGGUCAUUAUUCUCCCAGGACACUACUGUGUUAACAGUUCCAUCUUUGUUCCAGACUCCAUCACUAUAGAGGGGUUCGGCUUUCCUGAUGAUGUGGUGAUUGAGAACAAAAACAAGGGGGACUUGUUUUUGGAAUCCACAGGAGCUGUCAUUACAGUCUCAAACAUCAAGUUCAUCCAGCAUGAAGCCAUUGAGGGCAUACUGUGUGUGCGUCGGGGGAAGCUGGAGAUGAAUAACUGUGUGCUACAGUGUGAGACCACCGGUGUAAUUGUAUGUAAUUCGGCCCACCUUACCAUGAACAGGUGUGAUAUCUACGGGUCAAAGGGGGCUGGCGUGGAGAUCAACCCUGGCAGUGAAUGCAUCCUAGUCGGGAAUGGAAUCCACCACUGCAAGGAAGGGAUUCUUAUCAAGGAAUUUGCUGAUGACCUUGAUGUGAUUACCCACAUCACCUUGGAAGACAAUGUGAUUCACAACAAUGAGCGCUAUGGGGUGAUUGUGGUGAAACCUAGCAAAGGGACAGAACCUGAGGAAGACCAUGUUCCUCAGGACAAUGCUAUAAACGACCCUGAGGAUUCUGGUGGACUGACAGCUAAAGAGAAUUUAGAGGAAGAAGGCAAACCAGAAGAAGAGAAGGAAGUCCCUGCAAACCCCCAGCUCAACAACGAUCUUUUGUUGACAUCUUCAACCAAUGCCACCUCAACCGGAAUCACCAAUUACGUUGCCUCCAAGAUCGUAGAAGACAAGGGUGCCAUUGAGCGAAAGCUUGGAGCCACCACAUCAGCCAGGAAGUGGCCCCUGUGUCAACAGCAUAUGAAGAACAAAGACCCAUACUGUAUGCCCAUUGAUGAGGACCAGGUGCAAGAGAUGUUUGUCUCUAUGCAGGGCAAUCAAUUCAAAACGAAUGGCAUGGGCAACUUUGGCACCUUUCUGUACUGACUGACUAGAAUGUGGACUAACCAGUCUGUUCCGUCACAUCAGAUCUGCAUCUGAUACAACCAUCUACCAAUGUCUGGUAAAUGGAUUAUGGUAGGGGUGGUUGGCUGUUUUCGCCAGAUAUUAGAAACUUAAGGUAUUCUUACAAUACUCUCACAAUUCUUUGCAUUAAUUAUUUAUAACCGUUGCAUCUAACAUUUUCACGGGGUCUUUUUGAAUUUUUUAUGGGUGGGGGAAGUUCACCUUUCCAGCUUGGAUUGACUUCGCGAUGUUUCACUUGCACAAUUUGAAUUUUGUUUUUCUUACAUUGUCUUAAUGUUGUUUUUUUUUUUUACUGUUAAAAUGCCAUUACUCUGUAUACUUUUAAGUAUUUUAACUUAUUUUUGAACAAGUUUUUAAUUUGAAAACGAUGUCUGGUGAGAGCUGAAAAUGUGAUCUAUGCGGAUAUGCUAAUUAGGUUCUGAUAUUUAAAUUUUACCCUACAUUAGUCGAAAAUUUACAAUUGUUUGAUAUUGGGCAAUAAAUUCCAUAAAGA
Molecule: messenger RNA, 3994 nt
Organism: Lampris incognitus (smalleye Pacific opah)
Lineage: Eukaryota; Metazoa; Chordata; Actinopteri; Lampriformes; Lampridae
Gene: shcbp1
Product: SHC SH2-domain binding protein 1
Exons: 13
Coding region: 1324-3462 (712 amino acids)
Biological process (GO): fibroblast growth factor receptor signaling pathway
Source: RefSeq, a predicted model, not a curated record